GUUGUUAUGGCAGUUUUCCGAACUUUGGUAAUCAAAUAUCCACUUAGUCAAAGAUUACACCAAAUAUCAACCACCAAAUGCAAGUAUCUCCCAAUUUUUUCGAUUCUCUCUGUAAUCAUCCUUCUCUCAACUCCCAAGUGUUUUCAAUACUCUAUUGAAUACUACGGAACUUGGGUUCCACAUUUAUUAUGUGCUAACUUACCGGAAAACUUCACACAGUCUCUGUAUUUCUUGGUUCAAACGGACAUUUUUAUUAAAGAAGAAAUGUUUGAAAUGUUGACUUUCCUUGACGGAUUUCUGUUUUUUUCUUAUUCCAUCUAUUAUUCUACCUAUAGCUGUUAAUUAUCAAUAUAAAAAAGCUUCUGGAAGUUUUCAUAAAGAUCGAACCGCCAAAUUAGUCACGUUUAUGACAGUUUCUUUUAUGAUCGCAAUGAUUCCAUAUGGUGGAAUACUCAUUAUCUCCUUUAUAGAGUCACAAUCUGCUGGAAUCAGGUACAC
Messenger RNA from Caenorhabditis elegans, 498 nucleotides. NCBI's taxonomy places the organism in Eukaryota, Metazoa, Nematoda, Chromadorea, Rhabditida, Rhabditidae. The record is from the annotation of a RefSeq genome assembly.